Molecule: messenger RNA, 5423 nt
Organism: Pogona vitticeps (central bearded dragon)
Lineage: Eukaryota; Metazoa; Chordata; Lepidosauria; Squamata; Agamidae
Source: RefSeq, a predicted model, not a curated record
UGUCAGUAAAUGACUAUUGUCUUAAGACUGAAAAGUCCUAAAAAGGGAGUGAACUCCAGCCAUGAGAACUUGGUGGAUUUAGUGGUGGAAAGGUUUCAUUUAGGAAGUAGUGGAAAUUUCAAGCAGAAGAACAGCAGGAGUAGCUGGAGAUAAGUUUACUUGAAGACGUUCUGCCUUCACUCUGAAAAUGUCCUGGAGAAACAUAGACUGUGGGGAGCUACCAGAAUAUGAGAAGAGUGAGAUCAAAAGGACUCUGGAACUGGGCACUGUCAUGACAGUGUAUAGCCUCAAAAAAUGUAAUCCAGAAAGGAGGACAGUCCAGGUCAUUAUGGAAACCAGGCAGGUAGCAUGGAGUAAAACAGCUGACAAAAUAGAAGGAUUCUUGGAUUUAAUGGAAAUAAAGGAAAUCCGACCAGGAAAGAAUUCAAAGGAUUUUGAACGUGGGAAAGCAUCACGGCAAAAAGAUGAACAUUGUUUCACAGUUUUUUAUGGAACUCAGUUUGUCCUCAACACUUUAAGUUUAGCAGCGGACUCCAAGGAUGAUGCUGAGAAAUGGCUGUGUGGUUUGAAUAUUUUACAUCAGGAAGCUGUGAAUGCUGCUACACCAGCAAUUACAGAGAGCUGGCUAAGAAAGCUGAUUUACUCUGUGGAUCAAUCCAGAAGGAAUAGCAUCAGCCUGAGAGAGCUGAAGACUGUGCUCCCAUCAGUGAACUUCAAAGUGAACAGUGUGAAGUUUUUGAAAGAUAAAUUUUCGGAAAUAAAAGCUGUUAAAGAAGAACUUAGCUUUGAGCAGUUUCAUCUGUUCUACAAGAAAAUUAUGUUUGAGCAACAGAAAUUGAUUCUUGAUGAAUUCAAGAAGGACUCCACUAUGUUCCUUUUGGGGAACACAGAUCGCCCAGAUGCUUCGGCAGUUCAUUUGCAUGACUUUCAGAGGUUUUUGCUACAUGAGCAGCAGGAAUCAUGGGCGCAGGACCUUAGUAAAGUAAGAGAACGGAUGUCUAAAUUUAUAGAUGACACUAUGAGGGAAACAGACGAACCUUUUCUGUAUGUUGACGAGUUCCUUAUGUACCUUUUUUCAAAAGAAAACAGCAUUUGGGAUGAGAAGUACAAUGCAAUGGACCCUCAGGUCAUGAAUAACCCUUUGUCGCACUACUGGAUUUCUUCUUCACAUAAUACGUACCUCACAGGAGACCAACUACGGAGUGAAUCUUCUCCAGAAGCAUAUGUCCGAUGCCUCCGAAUGGGAUGUCGAUGUAUUGAGUUGGAUUGCUGGGAUGGUCCAGAUGGGAAACCCAUCAUUUAUCAUGGAUGGACACGGACAACAAAAAUUAAAUUUGAAGAUGUCGUGCAAGCUAUUAAGGAACAUGCAUUUGUCACGUCUGAGUACCCUGUGAUUUUGUCAAUUGAGCAACACUGCAGUGUGGAACAGCAGCGGUACAUUGCCAAAGUGUUCAAGGAGAUCCUUGGGGACCAGCUUCUAACCAAGCCUGUGGAAGCGAGUGCUGAUCAGCUGCCAUCACCAACACAACUGAAAGAGAAGUUCAUCAUCAAGCAUAAAAAAUUGGGGCCAAAAGGUGAUGUAGAUGUAAAUACGGAAGAUAAGAAAGAGGAAAAAAAGCAGCAAGGAGAGCUGUACAUGUGGGACACUAUAGAUCAGAAAUGGACUCGUCACUACUGUGCUGUAGCCAAUCAGAGGCUCUCAUUCAGUGAUGAUAUCGAACAAAACACUGAAGAAGAACCAUCAAAGGAGACGAAGCGUACCGAGCUGCACUAUGGUGAGAAAUGGUUCCAUGGCAAAAUGAAAGAGGGAAGAACCACUGCGGAGAAGUUACUCCAGGAAUAUUGUGCUGAAAUGGGUGGCAAGGAUGGAACUUUCUUAGUGAGAGAAAGUGAAGCCUUCCCUAAUGACUACACACUGUCCUUCUGGCGGUCAGGAAGAGUCCAGCACUGCCGUAUCCGGUCUUCAGCUGAUGGAGAUACCAUAAAAUACUAUCUGACUGAUAAUCUCACAUUUGAUAGCAUCUGUGAUUUAAUCCAACAUUAUAAAGAAGCACAUUUGCGGUGUGCUGAGUUUGAACUACGGCUGACUGAUGCUGUGCCUAACCCCACGCCUCAUGAGUCUAAGAAAUGGUAUUACAGUAACUUGAGCCGAGGGGAAGCAGAAGAUAUGUUGAUGCGAAUUCCGAGGGAUGGAGCCUUUUUAAUAAGGAAGAGAGAUGAACCUGAUUCCUAUGCCAUGACUUUCAGAGCUGAAGGAAAAGUGAAGCACUGCCGAAUUAAACAAGAAGGCCGCCUUUUUGUCUUGGGAACAUCAGCUUAUUUUGAAAGUUUAGUGGAGUUGGUGAACUACUAUGAGAAACAUCCGUUGUACAGGAAGAUGAAACUGCGCUAUCCUGUCACUGCAGAACUGCUGGAACGCUACAGCAUGGAGAAAGAUCCCAGCUCAUUAUAUGAUCUCAAACCAUAUGUGGAACCCACUGAAAUAACACCUUCUGUCCCCCAGCGAACAGUCAAAGCCCUGUAUGACUACCAAGCAAAAAGAGACGAUGAGUUGACUUUCUGCCGGGGUGCUUUAAUUCACAACGUCUCCAAAGAAAGUGGUGGAUGGUGGAAAGGAGAUUAUGGAUACAAAGUUCAGCACUAUUUUCCAUCCAAUUAUGUUGAAGAUUUGUCAACUGAUGGCAUAGAAGAAUCUGAGAAUCAGAUAAUGGAGGACAAUCCUUUAGGAUCAUUAUGCCGGGGUAUUUUGGACCUCAAUAGGUAUAACAUUGCAAAAACGCCACAGGGGAAAUAUGGGAAGAAUUUUGUCUUUGUCUUGGAACCCAAGAAUCCUGAUGACCCUCCUGUUGAAUUUGCAACUGAUAAAGUGGAAGAGCUGUUUGAGUGGUAUCAGAGCGUCAGGGAGAUCACGUGGAGAACUGCUGAAGAGGCAACUAUCAGGGUAUAUUGGGAAAAGAAACAAUUAAUUGCGAUGGAAUUAUCUGACCUGGUAAUCUACUGUUUGCCUACAAGUAAAACGAAGGACAACCUAGAAAAUCCUGAUUUCAGGGAGAUUCGUUCUUUUGUGGAAACCAAAGCAGAAGCCAUUGUCAAGCAGAAGCCGGUAGAUCUGCUCAAAUACAAUCAGAAGGGCCUGACACGAAUAUACCCAAAAGGGCAAAGAGUGGACUCUUCAAAUUAUGAUCCUUUUCGCUUCUGGUUUUGUGGUGCGCAGAUGGUAGCUCUUAAUUUCCAAACCCCAGAUAAAUACAUGCAAAUGAAUCAAGCCUUGUUUUCACUCAACGGGCGCACGGGUUAUGUACUGCAGCCAGAGGCCAUGAGGAAUGAUGCGUACGAUCCUGUGCCAAAUGAAUCUAAGAAGAAGCUACAGAUGAUUUUGACAGUGAGGGUGAUUGGCGCUCGCCAUCUUCCCAAACCUGGCAGGAGUAUCGCCUGCCCGUUUGUAGAGGUAGAAAUUUGUGGGGCUGAAUACGAUAACAGCAAAUUCAAGACUACGGUUGUGAAUGACAAUGGCCUUAACCCAGUCUGGUUGUCUCAGGAGCAAGUCAAGUUUGAAAUCUAUGAUCCAAAUAUAGCCUUUCUGCGCUUUGUCGUCUACGAGGAAGACAUGUUCAGUGAUCCCAACUUCUUAGCACACGGCACUUUUCCUAUCAAAGGAGUCAAACCAGGCUUUCGGUCAGUCCCUCUUAAAAACGGAUAUAGUGAAGACAUAGAGCUGGCUUCCCUCCUGGUUUAUUGUGAGAAGCAGCAAAUUCCGGAAGGAGAAGAAGAUCUCUAUUCAUCAUUUAGGCAGCUUCGGCAACGUCAAGCAGAGCUGAACAACCAGUUGUAUGACACCCGACGGAACUUAAGGGGUCCAUCUUGUGAUGCUUUGUUGAAAGAGUUCAAUAGGAAUGAGGGUCAGCUACAACUGUAUCAGGAGACAUGUAAUAGGAGACUCAAGGAGAAAAAAGUCAGCAACAGCAAAUUCUACUCCUAGACAACUGGCUUUCUUCGGCUGUUUUGUGUAUAAAGCCACCUGGUGGAACCCUGUGAGAAGAGAUGGUGCCUACAAGUGCAUCAGCGAUCACUUUCUGGAUUAAAUUGUCUUCGAAAUCAAAUGAUCAAUAGCAAGAGACGUUAAACCUCCAGAUUUAUGAUGAGCAAUGCAGACUUAUUUCUGCACAGUGUCUUGAAGAAUGCCAGGUUCCAAAGGAGAACAAUUUUAUAAUUUUGUGUUAGAAAUCGUAAGUUGUAAAAUCCUUAUUGGAUUUAUGAGACUGAAUUUUUUAAUUUAUUUUUAAAUAUGUGUACAGAGAAGUUAUAUGUGUGUGUGUGUUUAUGAAGGCUGACUAGCAAUAAAUUGUACAAUUGAGACAAAUUAAAAGGUGCCUAACAAUUAUAAACAAAUCUGCUUUGUAACUUAGGUUUCUUGAAUGGCUGCUCUUCAUCUUUAAAGGCCUUCACAUACACAAAAGAUUAGAACUUUUGUAAAUGCUGUGCUUCUUGUGUUUUAUUUUAUUGGCAGGUAGAAUUCUGAAUAUGAUUGUGCAGAGAUGACUGUGAAUCUAAUUAUAGCUGUCUCUGCUAAAACUCUUCAGUCCAGGUGGGAGGCUGUCUGAGGGUCUGAUUUAUCUGCAAGCUAAAAAAGGAUACCAAAAGUAAGGGGGGAUUAUAGAUCGAAGAAAAGUGAUUUAAAUAAUCUGCUGUGGACAAGACCCAUAGAAGUUGCUGCUAAGUAGUCAGCCAGCACUUAAUGCAAACCCUGUUAAUGCAGGGGUCUACUCUGGUUAGAAUUUGCUUCUCCAUAGUAAUAUAUACUUAAAUUAUCUGCUUACAACAUUUUUUCCCUAACAAGUUCAAAAAGGACACAGUCAACGCCCUCACAGCUGGCAUCCUACACCUCAGAACUGAGUCUGCAGGACUUGUUUUGAAAUUUACUGUCCACAAGGAAACCUGGCCUCCACAUUUUAGCCAUGGAUUUUAGAACAUUUAUAUUUCUUCUGCACCACUCCCAGCUCUGUAAAGCCCAGCCUGACAGAGUUGUCUAGGGUGGAAAGCUAGUUUCUGUUUCUGAUGUCUAAGCGGUCUAAUAAAGGUAUUGCUUCCUCGUCUUCAGAUCGUGUAUAAGGACCACACUGUUCCCCCGUUUCUUUGCUGGAUUGCUAGAGACUAUGUCCCCAGCUGUAAUAUGUUUUGGAGCUCAAAUUUUUCUGAAUUCUCAUACUAUAGUAUGAUGGACAUUUACAUUUCUUUAUGUGCUAGCAUGUCAAGAAUGACCAUGCUUGUAGGCUAGAGUCAUUCACUUCAGGACAUGAUUUUGACUCAAGUGUAUGCAAUAUUUUAUUGAGAAAAAAAAUACAGACCUCUGUUAAACUAAAGACAUCAUAAUGGGUGUGGAUAUAGUCUUCGCAAAAAAUUUUGUAAUAAAAAAGUUAAUAAUU